AUGGAGUUUGCUGGUUUCCAUCUUCAGCAUCAGCUCCAAGAAGAGUUUGAUCAGUGUGUAACUUCAGCCACCCCACAUGACUAUAAACCUUCCACUACUCAAUCAUGGAUUCCAAGCAACAUAUAUAAUGGUUGUACCAAUGGGUUUAUGACUGAGAACUUCACAAAUUCAAGAGAACAAGGACACAAGUAUGACAUGACUGAUUCACUCAGAACUUCAACAGGGCAAGACUUUGGUUUCCACAAUGGAAAAAGCUUCACUCAACAGCAAGCCUAUGAUCUCUUAGUUUCUUCUCCUAGUCGUCAUGUAAAUGAAAAAGAAUUUUCGCCUUCAGAGAAUCUCUAUCAUCUUCAGAAGCCUAUAAAUGAAGGGAUGGCCCUAACCAAGAGCUAUAACUUUGGCCAUAUUUCAUCAUUCACAAGGGAAGUUGCAAUGACGAAAAGGCCUAGCAAAUGCUCUCGAUCACAAGAAUCUGAAGCGAAAGCUAAGAAGUCAAGGCCUUCAUGCCCUCCUUUGAAGGUCAGAAAGGAAAAUUUGGGAGACAGAAUCCAAACUCUUCAGAGGUUAGUGGCACCUUUCGGGAAGACCAGUACAGUCUCUGUAUUAACUGAAGCCAUUGGUUACACCCACGUCCUUCAUGAACAAAUCCAGACUUUGAGUAUUCCUUACAUGAAGUUCGCACAAAGCAAGUCCUCUAGAAUAGUGCAGCUGGAUUCAAAAAAGGUAGAUAGCAGAGAAUUCAAGCCAGACCUUAGAAGCAGAGGCUUGUGUCUUGUGCCGCUUUCUUUCGCAUCAUCUAUUAAUCGUUGGGCUUAG
Molecule: messenger RNA, 816 nt
Organism: Gastrolobium bilobum
Lineage: Eukaryota; Viridiplantae; Streptophyta; Magnoliopsida; Fabales; Fabaceae
Product: transcription factor bHLH112-like
Exons: 7
Coding region: 1-816 (271 amino acids)
Biological process (GO): regulation of transcription by RNA polymerase II
Cellular component (GO): nucleus
Molecular function (GO): DNA-binding transcription factor activity, RNA polymerase II-specific; protein dimerization activity; RNA polymerase II cis-regulatory region sequence-specific DNA binding
Source: RefSeq, a predicted model, not a curated record